AUCAGGCAAAGGAACAUAUGCACAAGAACCCAAAAACAAAACCUAGCCACAUAACACACUUGAGAAUCAUUUGAUACUGAAACGAAGUUGGAGAUAAUGCCAUGGAUGCUAAGGACGUCGAUAUGAUGGAUUCCGAUGCUCCGGUGACAUCUUCGUCACCAGUUCCUCCGGGAACCCCCGAACUUUCCUCCGUCUCCCAGCAAAUUGAAAUUGCGAGAGGAUUACUCACAGUAGCUCGCCAACUCAUUGAUCAGGGCAAGCCUUCUCAAGCUCUUCAAGCGGUGUUGACUGCAAUGAGAGCCAAAGGAGGAGAAGCAGCUGCUGUUCAAACCCUAAAUCGAGCUAAUGAACUCUACAGAAACAGAGUAAAUGAAAGGGCUGCUGAUGAGCUAGCUUCAUUGUUUGCUGAAUGUGCAAUUGAAGAAGCUUUACCUGCAAUCCCCACAACCACCACCACCAACCACCCAUCUAUUGAACCAGAUGCUGGCGGCACUUCUAUACUGACAGAGACUGGGAGAAAACAGAUCAUGGUGGAUGCAUUCUCUGAUGGUAGUAGCUUUGUGUGUGUACAAUGUGGCGGCCUUGUUAGCAAUGAUCGCAGGGAUGAACACUAUGCAUUCUGGUGUGGCCGUGUGUAAAUGGUGAGAUCCAGUUUCAUGGUUUUUUCAUGAUAUUGACAUGUAAUGGUUUUAGGUGUAAUAGAACAUCUCUUAAAGCGAAUUGAAUUUGCAUCUGCAAAUAAUAAACCAACAUAUAUCCCAUAUACAACUUUCAUGAAAAGAUCUGUAGUAUGCGGGUUUCAGCUGAUUGUUGAUGAAAAUUUGAGCUGGAAGGCAUAAGGGCAUGAUUGAUCUGUGGAUUCCCGUAGAAUCUGAUGGAAUUGGAAUCUGACGUUCCAUUCCAUAGCAUGUUUGUUUGUUUAAAUGGCUGGAAUUUAGUUCUUUUUGUAAUCCUUCAAAUUCUGUGUUUGAUGGAUUCCGUCAUUCCAAGGGAGAGUGGAAUGAAUUGAACUGCAUAUAUGUACAAUAAGCAAAAACCUAUAAAAUAUAAAUAGAAAUUUAAGAAUUAUUUAAUUCUUGUUAUUGGAUUAUAUUGUAUUUUCUCC
This is a messenger RNA of Lactuca virosa, 1105 nucleotides long. NCBI's taxonomy places the organism in Eukaryota, Viridiplantae, Streptophyta, Magnoliopsida, Asterales, Asteraceae. The record is from the annotation of a GenBank genome assembly.